Messenger RNA from Pseudoliparis swirei, 3516 nucleotides. It is a transcript of the gene atp10b, whose product is annotated as ATPase phospholipid transporting 10B. The record is from RefSeq and is a predicted model, not a curated record. Gene Ontology annotation, cellular component: plasma membrane. Gene Ontology annotation, biological process: phospholipid translocation. Gene Ontology annotation, molecular function: ATPase-coupled intramembrane lipid carrier activity; ATP binding; ATP hydrolysis activity. Lineage: Eukaryota; Metazoa; Chordata; Actinopteri; Perciformes; Liparidae.
AUGACUUUGAAGAGUCCUCUGCACCAGGUCAGAGAUGCUCUGAGAGGUCAGAGAGCAGGGGAAAAGGACAUCCGCAACUUGGUGUCCAAUCUGCCUUAUGAGGUCUUGGGGAAUGCGAAGCAACCCAACCGCUACUUCCUUGGCAAUGCCAUCAAGACCACUAAAUACACCAUCCUCCUGUUCAUCCCCAUGAACCUCUUUGAGCCGUUUCACCAUCUGGCUAACAUAUACUUUGUGUGCCUGGCUAUUCUGAACUUUGUCCCCAUAGUCAACGCCUUUCAGCCAGAGGUAGCUCUGGUCCCCAUCUGUGUGAUCCUCUCUCUGACGGCCCUGAAAGCCGCCUGGGAGGACUUCAGGAGGUACCGGUCGGACAGAAAGCUCAACAACACGCAGUGCUUCAUCUACAGCAGCAAGGAUAAAAGGUUCACAAAGAGCCGAUGGAAGGAUGUGCGUGUGGGUGAUUUUGUGAAGGUGGUUUGCAAUGAGAUUAUACCUGCAAACCUGCUGCUCCUCUGUACAUCAGACCUCAACGGUGUGUGCCACAUAGAGACAUCCAACCUGGAGAGAGAGACCAACCUGAAGCAGAGGAAGGCAAUGUCUGGCAUCUGCAUCCUUGAUCCUGAAUUUAAACCUGAAAGCUUCAACACUGUUUUGGUGUGUGAAAAGCCAAACAACAAUCUAAAUCAUUUCAAGUGUUAUGUUGAGAAACCUGAUAAGGACAAGGUGGGCGCUGGAAUAGAUCUUCUGCUGCGAUGCUCCAAAAUGAGAAACAUGGACCACGCUGUUGGCUUUGUGGUGUAUGCAGGCCAUGAAACCAAGUCCAUGCUCAACAACAACGGGCCAAGAUACAAGCGCAGCAAAUUAGAGUGGAAGCUGAACACAGACGUCAUCUUCUGCGUAAUUCUCCUCCUCAUCAUGUGUCUUGUUGGAGCACUAGGUCACUUCUUAUGGCUACAGGCGCUGCCCAGUGGGUCCCCUUACCUUGUCCCUGAAAGCAAUGGUCACCUGGACAGCCCCAGUCUGUCCGGCUACUACAUGUUCUUCACUACGAUCAUCCUGCUGCAGAUCCUCAUUCCUAUCUCUCUCUAUGUAUCCAUUGAAUUGGUAAAGAUCGGUCAGAUCUACUUCAUCACCAAUGACAUCGAUCUGCACGAUUAUGAGAACGACAGAUGCGUGCAGUGUAAGACCCUGGACAUCACAGAGGACCUGGGACAGAUUGAAUACAUUUUCUCAGACAACGGGACCCUCACUGAGAACAAGAUGGUGUUUCGCAGAUGCUCCAUCAUGGGCACCGAGUACCCACACAAAGAAAAUGCCAUCCGCCUCGCUGUCCUUGGUGAACCAGAGUCAUGGGAGGAUGUCAUCUUCAACCAGCGGCCACGACCCCCCCUGACUGGAUGGUCCCUGGGCAUAACCCCUUACUGCACACAACAUCACCAUGACAACCGACACAGGAGCAGCAAGGUCAAGGAAAAUGCCCAGAGCUAUGUGGCAUGUUUUAAGACUGUUUUUGUGUUAUCACCAUAUGGGCAAAAUGGGUUUUCGAGUUCUGGUCAGGCAAACAACCCACUGGAUACUUUAGUUACAAAGUCUGUCUCUCUUCCUCAUAUUUUCACCUCAUGGCAGCGCAAGCCCAAGAAAAGUCACAGCAUUUUAGAGGACUCAGUUGUAGAGGAGGACCAUUGUAACCCUUGUGUUAACAAAGAGGACUUUGAAGACACCACUGGGCUCCAAAUGUGUUCACUGCAUGCUCCAUCCGACACAAACUCAGAUAAUCUGAGCUAUGGCGAGAAUCAAGAUGAGGCAGCCCUUGUGUACGCAGCCAAGGCAUAUGGCUUCACCCUGAUAAACCGCACCCCUGACAGUGUGACACUGAGGCUACCAUCUGGGGAGGACCUGGUAUUUGAGGUGCUGGACACAUUGACCUUUGACUCCAACAGGAAGAGAAUGUCUGUUUUGGUGCGACACCCAAUCACUAGAGAGAGUGUGUUGUACACUAAAGGGGCAGACUACGCCAUCAUGGAGCUACUCGAACAUCUCAGUGGGAAGCAGAGGAAUAUAGCAGCAGGUACUCAGCAUCACCUCGAGUGCUAUGGUAAAGAUGGGCUACAUACAGUUUGCUUUUCAAAGAAGGUUGUGAGUGACAAGGAAUAUGAAAGCUGGUCAGUGAACAGACAGAGAGCUCUGGCUGCUAUAGAACACAAAGAGGAGCUUGUUAUGGACUCUGCAAUGCAGCUAGAGACAGAACUCUCCCUGCUAGGGGCGACGGGCAUCGAGGACCGUCUUCAGGAGAGUGUCCCAUACACCAUCGUGGCACUGCGGGAGGCAUGGAUACAGGUGUGGGUGCUGACUGGUGACAAGCCGGAAACAGCUGUCAACGUCGGCUAUGCCUGCAGGCCACUGGAAAAGGAAGACCUGCUGAUUAACAUGUGCUGCAAAAACAAGUCCACAGGUGAUGGUGCAAAUGAUGUCUGCAUGAUCCAAGCAGCUGAUAUCGGCAUCGGGCUAUCUGGUCAGGAGGGCAUGCAGGCGCUCAUGGCGAGUGAUUUUGCUAUAUCUCGCUUCAAACACCUGAACAAACUUCUCCUGGUUGACGGACACUGGUGCUACAUUCGACUUGCCAACAUGAUCAUUUACUUCUUCCAUAAGAACGUGGCCUACGUGAAUCUUCUGUUCUGGUACCAGUUCUUCUGCGGCUUCUCUAGCACCGCCAUGAUCGACUACUGGCUGAUGAUUUUCUUUAACCUUUUCUUCACCUCGUUACCGCCCAUCAUGUUUGAGAUUUUGGACAGAGAUGUUUCUGCAGAGAUGCUGCUGGGUGUUCCUGAACUGUACAGGAUGGGACAGGGGGCAGGGGAAUACACGUGUUCAACUUUCUGGGUCUCCAUGCUCGAUGCCUUCUAUCAGAGUCUGGUUUGCUUCUUUAUUCCAUAUUUGGUAUACCAGGAUUCAGACAUUGAUAUUUUUACCUUUGGAACUCCUUUGAACACAAUCUCUUUAUUUACCAUCCUUUUGCAUCAGUCAAUAGAGAUCAAAGCCUCAACAGUGGUUCACUUGAUAAUCAUGCUGGGCAGUGUGGCAUUGUACUUCAUUGUGACACUUGCCUACAGCGCCAUCUGUGUCACUGGUAACCCUCCAUCCAACCCGUACUGGAUCCUCCAGAGCCAGAUGGCCGACCCCAUGUUUUACCUUAUCUGCAUCAUCACCACUGUGGUGGCUCUGAUGCUUAGGUACAUGUUUCAUGUGCUGAAGAACUCUCUCGCACCCUCCCCGCUUGUGCAAGCCAGGCAUCUCGACCAGCUGGACCCCUCAACGCGGGACGAGUGAAUGAAGGAAUGGAAGAGCUUCAGGAGCACGAGCCAGGUCAAACGAUCAAGGUUGUCUCCCCCACCAUGUCCCACCAUGGAGACCCCUGCAGACAUUUACUCUGAGUCUGUUACCUCCUCUGAUGACAUGGAGGAUGGAUUCACACUUAAUGUCAUCACAGAAAGCUUUCAUAGGCCUGUACACAAAUGA